AUGUCUCACGAGGAAGAUCUCAUUGACUACUCCGACGAGGAGCUUCAGACCACCGACGCGGCCGCCGCCACCACCGCCGCUCCCGCUGCGAAUGGAGAUGCCGCCAAGAAGGGCGACUCUGCCGCUGCUGGUCCUGACAAGAAGGGAAGCUAUGUCGGUGUUCACUCGACCGGUUUCCGCGACUUUCUGCUCAAGGGCGAACUUCUACGUGCCAUCACCGAUUGCGGUUUCGAACAUCCUUCGGAGGUCCAGCAAAGCUGCAUUCCUCAGGCUAUCCUCAACGUCGAUGUUCUGUGCCAGGCCAAGUCUGGUCUCGGAAAGACUGCCGUCUUUGUCUUGACCACUCUUCACCAGCUGGAGCCCGUUCCUGGAGAGUGCUCUAUCCUUGUUAUGUGCCACACGCGUGAAUUGGCCUACCAGAUCAAGAACGAAUACGCUCGUUUCAGCAAGUACCUUCCCGAUGUGAAGACCGCCGUCUUCUACGGAGGUACUCCCAUUCAGAAGGACAUCGAACUCUUGUCGAACAAGGAGACCUACCCCAACAUUGUUGUCGCCACCCCCGGUCGUCUCAACGCUUUGGUCCGCGACAAGAAGAUCUCCCUACGCAACGUCAAGGCGUUCGUUCUCGACGAGUGUGACAAGAUGCUUGACCAAAUUGACAUGCGCCGUGAUGUUCAGGAAAUCUUCCGUGCCACCCCCGCCGACAAGCAGGUCAUGAUGUUCAGCGCUACUCUGUCGCAAGAGAUGCGCCCCAUCUGCCGGAAGUUCAUGAGAAACCCUCUCGAACUGUUUGUGGAUAACGACGAGAAGCUUACCCUCCACGGUUUGCAACAAUACUACAUUAAGCUCAGCGAAGCCGAGAAGAACCGCAAGUUGAACGAGCUGCUGGAUAGCCUCGAGUUCAACCAGGUCAUCAUCUUCGUCAAGAGUACCGUUCGCGCUAACGAGUUGGACAAGCUGCUGCGCGAGUGCAACUUCCCCAGUAUUGCUGUCCACUCUGGCGUGAGCCAGGAGGAGCGUAUCAAACGCUACAAAGAGUUCAAGGACUUCAACAAGCGUAUCUGCGUUGCCACUGACGUCUUCGGUCGUGGUAUCGAUAUUGAGCGUAUCAACCUUGCCAUCAACUAUGACCUGCCUGCCGAUGCCGACUCGUACCUGCACCGUGUCGGUCGUGCGGGUCGUUUCGGUACCAAGGGUCUGUCGAUCUCCUUCAUUAGCAGCGAGGACGAUGAGAACGUUCUCAAGGAGAUUGAGAAGCGAUUUGUUGUUGCCCUUGAUGAAUACCCCGAGGGCGGUGUCGACUCCUCUACUUACAUGGCUUAA
Messenger RNA from Aspergillus melleus, 1323 nucleotides. RefSeq names its product ATP-dependent RNA helicase SUB2 (gene SUB2). The coding region runs from base 1 to 1323 and encodes 440 amino acids. The record is from RefSeq and is a predicted model, not a curated record. Gene Ontology annotation, biological process: mRNA splicing, via spliceosome; mRNA export from nucleus. Gene Ontology annotation, molecular function: RNA helicase activity; ATP binding; RNA binding. NCBI's taxonomy places the organism in Eukaryota, Fungi, Ascomycota, Eurotiomycetes, Eurotiales, Aspergillaceae. The transcript is spliced from 5 exons.